Molecule: messenger RNA, 969 nt
Organism: Ctenocephalides felis (cat flea)
Lineage: Eukaryota; Metazoa; Arthropoda; Insecta; Siphonaptera; Pulicidae
Product: gastrula zinc finger protein XlCGF8.2DB-like
Exons: 1
Coding region: 1-969 (322 amino acids)
Source: RefSeq, a predicted model, not a curated record
AUGAAUGAUCAGAAAAUUAAAAUUGAGCCACCAGAAUAUUCAAUGGAAGACAUUAAACUUAAAAAUGAAUUUGAUGAUCUUACAGGUAUUGUUAAGUCUGAAUCAUAUUUAGAAGAUGAUAAAACUUGUCUGGAAAGAUUUAUGAACUCCGCAGUAAUUAUUGAAGAAGAAGUCAAACAGGAGUUAAUCGAGACAUCUGCUCAUGCAUGUGACAUAAGUAAUAGAUCAUUUGAAAAAUCGCACACUGUUGACCACAUACCUAGAAAUGGCAAAAAAGGCAACAAUAAAAGCAAUGUAUGUGAUAAGACAUUUCAAUAUUCAUUACGAUUGCAACGUCACAUAAUUACUCAUAACACAGAACGCCCUAUCGAAUGCAAAAUCUGUCAUAAGCCGUUCAAUGAAAAAAGCACCUUGGCAAAACAUAUGACCAUUCAUACAGGAGAACGCUCUUUCAAAUGUAAGAUAUGCAAUCAGACAUUCAGACAAAAAGCUAAUAUGAAAUUACACAUGAUCACUCAUACCAAAGAGCAUUGUUUCAAAUGCGAUAUAUGCAAUCAGACAUUCGCACAAAAAUAUUGUUUAAGAAGGCACAUGAUCACUCAUACCAAAGAGCAUCCUUUCAAAUGUGAAAUAUGCAAUCAUACAUGCAAACGAAAAUAUAAUUUGAAAAACCACAUGAUCACUCACACCAAGGAGCGUCGUUUCAAAUGUGAAAUAUGCAAGAAAACAUUCUUACAUUCGGGUGACUUAAAUAGGCACAUGUGUAUUCAUACAGGAGAACGCCGUUUCAAAUGUGAUAUAUGCAAUCAGACAUUCAGACAAAAAGCUAAUUUGAAAUCACACAUGACCACUCACACCAAAGAGCGUCCUUUCAAAUGUGAUACAUGCAAUAAGGAAUUUUCACAAUCGAACAACUUGAAGAGACACAAGGUGACUGUUCAUAGAGAAAAACAUGAUGAAGAUCAAUGA